This is a messenger RNA of Micropterus salmoides (largemouth bass), 1896 nucleotides long. RefSeq lists its product as uncharacterized. The transcript is spliced from 4 exons. The coding region runs from base 166 to 1416 and encodes 416 amino acids. Lineage: Eukaryota; Metazoa; Chordata; Actinopteri; Centrarchiformes; Centrarchidae. The record is from RefSeq and is a predicted model, not a curated record.
CCUGAUGGUGGACCCCUCUCUGGUUAGAUUUGUUUAGGUGACGCUUUUAUUCUGAAGAGCUCGGCCCGGAAGUUCCGUUGUUUUCUGGAGACGAGGAUAAAAUGCAGCGAAACGCGACCCGGACUGUUUAAAGCUGCGGAGGCAUCUUACAGGGAAAAACACAGCAUGGACGUCCUUGACAGACUAGAGAUCUACAUUCCAGAGGAGGCUGAGGUGAAAAGCAUCCCUCUGUGGAGCUUAACAAACUCAGUGCUGAGGCGAAUGGGCCUCCCUCUGUGCAACUCUGACGGCUCCAGGAAGCUCGCAGACUCUCCAGAAGGCAUAUGGAUCUGUCCAGCAGUCGUACGGGCGAAAGGCCAGAAAUCGGCCUCAAAAACGGGAAACGGCGUGACGGAAAACAUGUCGUCGCUGCUGGGCAGGGAGAUUCGGGCUGCGUCCGGUCCCUUCCGAAUGUCCUUUGUGUCCUCAAAUCGCACAGCUUACAAGGUGUUGAAGGAAACUAUGCCUGGUCAAAAGGUGUCCAUGCCGGGGCAAAAGGGCUCUGCACACACAUCUCGCACUUCCAUGUUACCUCAGGGCAUGGCGCCGCAAACAUACAAAGGUGCUGUUGUCAUCUACCACGGACGCAUUUACCUGUCCAUCAAGAAGCCCGGUCGAAACCACAGUCAGCAAGAGACACGUGAACCACAGAUGGCUUCCCAGUCGUCCAUUCCUUCAACAUCAGACCUGUCAUCUAAAAGCCAGAGGAAGCGCCAGCCCCCCCCGGCUUCUCUUGAACCUGAGGACAAAGAACCACAGAGGAAGAGCUUUCGUAUCACUUUGCCCCAAAUCAUGCCAAAACAGCCAAAAGGUCUUCUCACAAAAACAGAUAAUCACUCCACCACAGAUCAGGAGCUCCUAAAUGACAACAGGCCCAAGAAGAAACCCGCUACAUGCAGAACAAUACACAGUGACAACACGAAGGAUCUUACUCACAAGGGAAGGAAUGGAUCCUCGUCCAAGACUGCAUGCUCUGUCCCUCAGUCCACUGACAGCGUGCACAAAGUGGACAGCCGCUGUCAUAAGGAUGCUGCAGGAGAGCGGGCUGCAGAGGAACCACCAGGCCCGGAGACAUCCUGGUUCCGUCCUCAGGGGGAGCAUGAGGAUGUGGCCAAUGACAGCAAGGUGCAGGACCUGGGAGGCGGAGAGAGCCCCAGUCAAAGCAAUGACAUGGACAGUAGUAAAGCUGACAGGGGAGUUGAUGUUGUAGAGCAAAGUGGCAACCAGAGCUGGACCAGGAGAGAGUCUCAGGGUGCAGCUUCCAGCUCCACAUCACUACAGGUGGACUUCAAUGAGCUGGCACAAGAGGAGAAGAUCGCUCGGAUGAUGGCCAAGCUCAGACAGAACGAGGCGGCUCUCAGCAACCUGUCCUCCUAAUGAGGAACGCCCAGUCAGAACACUUUACUUCCCCCAAAAUGAAAUCCUUGUUUAGUUUGUUAGAAUGCUUUUAAACUUGGAUUCACGUCCUUAAACUACCAGACGGACACAAACAGAAACCUGGAGAUGGUUAGUGUGCUGCAAACUUUGAGCUUGUUGAUCAGACUUCACAGCUCCCUCUGCUGCGCUGCUUUGGCGAAGCGUUGAGCUCAUUGGUGUUCACCAUACUAACUUGUGUUAGUAUAGUUAGACUAAGUGUUCCUUAGUCACGUUUGCUCUGUUUGGUUGUGGGACACUGACCUUCUAUCCUCUCCUGCUCCCCUCGCUGAUGUCCAACCUGUGGAGCUUCUUAAAGUUAGCUCAUGUUUGCUUAUGUGUUUAACAAAGAAAGUGUUUAUUCCUGAUUUCUUCAAAUGACCUUGGAAAGGAAAUAUUUCUGUUGCUGCAAAUAUCUAAUUGCAAUAAAGAAAUGAGUGUGGA